Bubalus bubalis (water buffalo) is the source of this 635-nucleotide messenger RNA. RefSeq names its product ribosomal protein L29 (gene RPL29). The transcript is spliced from 4 exons. Gene Ontology annotation, molecular function: structural constituent of ribosome. Gene Ontology annotation, biological process: cytoplasmic translation. Gene Ontology annotation, cellular component: cytosolic large ribosomal subunit; ribosome. NCBI's taxonomy places the organism in Eukaryota, Metazoa, Chordata, Mammalia, Artiodactyla, Bovidae. Bases 64 to 522 code for a protein of 152 amino acids. The record is from RefSeq and is a predicted model, not a curated record.
CGCGGCCUUCCUCUUUCUCUUCCGGUCCCACGCGCUUCGGCAUCUGCGGGCCCCGGUGCAGACAUGGCCAAGUCCAAGAACCACACCACGCACAACCAGUCCCGAAAAUGGCAUAGAAACGGCAUCAAGAAACCCCGAUCACAACGAUAUGAAUCUCUUAAGGGGGUAGACCCCAAGUUCCUGAGGAACAUGCGCUUUGCCAAGAAGCACAACAAGAAAGGCCUGAAGAAGAUGCAGGCCAACAAUGCCAAGGCCAUGAGUGCACGUGCUGAGGCUGUCAAGGCCCUCGUGAAGCCCAAGGAGAUCAAGCCCAAGAUGCCAACAGGCGGCAGCCGCAAGCUCAGCCGACUUGCCUACAUCGCUCACCCCAAGCUUGGGAAGCGUGCUCGUGCUCGCAUCGCCAAGGGCCUCAGGCUCUGCCGGCCAAAGUCCCAGGCCAAGGCUUCAACCAAAGCCAAGCCACCUGUGGCUGCGGCUCCAGCUGCCAAGGGUGCCCAGGCCCCCACCAAAGCUCCGGAGUAGAGACCUUCAUCUCCCAGUGUGAGGACAGAAGGACUGGUGUGACCCCCUGGGCUGCUGUCUGCGCGGGGCUGGUGUCCUCCUGUGCUAUUUGUACAAAUAAAUCUGAGACAGGA